AUGACGAUGCAACAAAAGGAACAAAAUGCAUUAAGGGAAGAACUGGCUACAAACAAGGCUGACCGACAGAACCAACAGCUUCUCACCUCAAAAGGGGCAAGUUCGAUCGAAAUCGAAGAAAACAAGCCGUGUUUGGAGCCAAAACUUACCAACAACAAACAAAUAGGAAGAACCAGGUGUGCGGACCCACCUACUUUCAGUGGAGAACAAGGGGAAUUGGACAACUUCCUUGCAGCAUGGAGCUUGAAGCUUUGCCAACCAGGAUCAAUGGAAGUUGUUGAAGUAGGACCUUAUCCUGAACACCUGAGUACUCAAAGAUUGCAGAUACCUUUUCAAUCCAUUGAUCCACAUCCUCAUUAUCUCUACCACCAAACUUUGCACGGAGUUCGGUUACUUCUUGUUGUGCAGCCUCCUGAUCUUGCUGAGUGGUGGCAAGCACAUCUUGAAGAUGUGCUUCAAGCUCUUGUUCCUUGGUACGCAUGGAGUGUCGAGCUUCCUGCAGUUGGAUGUUGGUGUCUUGAAGUUGUUGUUGGAGUUGAAGUACCUGUUGGUGGUGGAGUUUGUGAUGGCGAGGUAUCUGCAGCAGGUGGAGCAGAUGAAGAUCGAUGUCGAGAUGGUGUCGGAGUAAGAGGUGAAGUUGUGCCUAUAUUGAAGAGAAUGGCAGGAGGAUUUCCAAGUGUUGAAGUCUUGAAAGCUAGAAGUGUCAGUAGUAGAGAGCUGGAGGCAGUAGUAGUACUAGUAGGAGUACUAAUAGGAGGAGGAGGAGAGGGGCACAGGGGCACAGAAGGACCUAUAGUCCAGCUUCUACAGAAGCUCUUCCCAGAUAUCCCAAUGGAGUCUGAGGGCUGGAUACUGAACCAGAACUCUGUGAUGUGGGUAAUACUAGUCAGCAAUGAUCAAAGCGGAGAAUGUAUCCACGAUGUCAAGGAUACUGCCCACCCUGGGACAGAGGACAAAGGACAAGGGGACAAGGACUAG
Tremella mesenterica DSM 1558 is the source of this 978-nucleotide messenger RNA. RefSeq lists its product as uncharacterized. Lineage: Eukaryota; Fungi; Basidiomycota; Tremellomycetes; Tremellales; Tremellaceae. The record is from RefSeq and is a predicted model, not a curated record. The coding region runs from base 1 to 978 and encodes 325 amino acids. The transcript has 7 exons.